Molecule: messenger RNA, 625 nt
Organism: Moneuplotes crassus
Lineage: Eukaryota; Ciliophora; Spirotrichea; Euplotida; Euplotidae
Source: the annotation of a GenBank genome assembly
UUUCUUUCAUGAUUGAACCUCUGUCUUUGUCAGUGUUGAUUAAUCUUAAUAAGCUCCUUCCUCGGCACUAUUACAGAUGAUAAGAAAAAGCUCUCUCCUUGCCCAAUUUGCUUCCAAUUUCUUCUUGUUUCUAGGACAGAAUUUCACUACAAUACCCUUUGCUACCUUUCACAAUGGUUCAAAAUAAUUUUUGAUGAUUCCUAUGCUCUUAAAUUUGCAUAGAAUAAAUACGCGACCCAGUCAUCACACUGUGUAGUACUUUUAAAAAUCCUAAAUUCUUGGAAGAAGUAAUGGUUUGAAUCCAAAGAAGAUAUAUUAUGCUCCUAACCUCUCACAAAAUCCCCAAUAUCAACUCCUUGAGGUACAAUCGCCAAAUCAAUCUCUUCUCAAUAAUACCACAUAAUGUUUCAGAAGCUUAAAGAAAACAAACAGUCAACGCUAAAACAAAAUACUUCCUGCUUAUCUUUCCAUGAUACAGAUUAGAACUAUAAUCCCUUAUACCACUGACCAUACUCAUCUAUUAUAUCUAUCUCUAAGGAGUACUUGAGUUUGCUCAAAUUUCCAUCCAAUUCCCCAAAUUUCCCUCCAAAAAUCACCAUUUCAUCAUCCCCCCAAUAGUCUCUAA